AUGUUGGCUGGUUGUUCUAGCUCGACAUUGUUGUCACCAACUCACAGAUUAAGGAGUGAAGCAUCAUCAGCAGCACAGUUUCAAGCUUGUCAUUUCCAGAUAUCGUCAAUGAGCGCACAGAGAUUGGAUUUACCUUGUAGCUUCCCGAGGAAAGACGGUUCUUCGCGUUCGCAGCAGCAGUUGAGGCCCGUGGGAAUUUCGGUCGAGAAGCCCGAAGUCAGUAGUAACGCGUGUUCUCUGCAGCAGAACAUUAGGUUGCCGCCUUUAGCAACAACAGCACAGACAUUGGGAGAGAUCAAGGAUGAAGAGUUUUGGGAGAAGGGUGGGAGGAGUUUGAAGAGGCUGGCGGAACAUGGAUCUUUGGAGGAGUCUUUUACAAAUAGAGUCAAGAGGAAAAAGGGUAACGGUGGUGAUGAGAAUUUCGAGGAAUUUGACAGGGAAAGUUUCAGUUUGGCACAAUUUGGUGCUGGAAACUUUUGGUCUGUUCAUAGUUUUGGAGGAUUUAAUAACCCUUCACUUCCUUUUUCUCUGAAUUGUUCUGGAGAUGAGGAAAGGGUUUGUUUUGCUCCUGCUGAAGUGGUUUCUGCACCUUUGCCUUUGUCCAACAAUCCCUGGAUUGAAUCUGCUGUAACAACGAUCACCAAUUUCGGUGAGGGUAGCCACCAGCAUCAACAUCAUCAUCAUGUCAACGAAGGUUCAGUUUCCAAUGAUUCAUCAGAAAGCCAGAGUUUGAGCCUGAGGUUGAAUGAGAAUGCAUCGGAACAUGGAGAUGGCAAUGGUUCAGGGAAUCCUUAUCAGCAUGAAGGCACUGAAGUGGAGACAGGAGAAGAGGAUGAAGAAGAGGAGCAUCGCGGGUUUGAGCUUUUGAGCUUGCUUACCGGUUGUGUUGAUGCUAUUGGAUCAAGGAAUGUGGCCGCAAUCAACCAUUUCAUUGCGAAAUUGGGUGAUCUUGCAUCUCCAAGGGGAACUUCCAUAAGCAGAAUUUGUGCUUAUUUUACAGAAGCCUUAGCCAUCAGAGUCACCAGGCUUUGGCCUCAUGUUUUUCACAUCACUGCCACUUCUCGUGAUUUCGACAGGGUGGUGGAUGAUGAUGAAACUGUCACUGCAUUGAGGCUUCUAAACCAGGUUACCCCAAUUCCCAAGUUUCUUCAUUUCACAUCGAAUGAGAUGCUGUUGAGGGCUUUUGAAGGGAAAGAUAGGGUUCACAUUAUAGACUUUGACAUAAAGCAAGGACUUCAAUGGCCUAGCUUGUUCCAAAGUUUAGCUUCAAGGACCAAUCCUCCUAGCCAUGUUCGAAUCACGGGCGUUGGGGAAUCAAAGCAAGAGCUGAAUGAAACCGGAGACAGGCUUGCUGGUUUUGCCGAGGCUUUGAACCUUCCUUUUGAGUUUCAUCCAGUGGUGGACAGACUUGAAGAUGUGAGGCUUUGGAUGCUUCAUGUGAAGGAACAUGAAACUGUGGCUGUGAACUGUGUUUUGCAGCUUCACAAGACCCUUCAUGAUGGCAGUGGAGGAGCAUUGAGAGACUUUUUGGGUCUCAUUCGUAGCACAAAUCCUACAAUUGUUGUUAUGGCAGAACAAGAAGCAGAACACAACGAGGCGAGGUUGGACUCAAGAGUCUGCAAUUCAUUGAAACAUUACUCGGCGCUGUUUGAUUCGAUUGAUCAUAGCGGCCUUCCACUGGAGAGUCCAGCGAGGAUGAAGAUAGAGGAGAUGUUUGCUAGGGAGAUAAGAAACAUCAUUGCUUGUGAAGGAAGGGACAGGUUGGAGAGGCACCAGAGUUUUGGGAAUUGGAGGAAGAUGAUUGUGGAGCAUGGAGGGUUCAGAUGCAUGGGAGUGACAGAUAGGGAAAUGUUUCAGAGCCAGUUUCUGUUGAAGAUGUAUUCUUGUGAUAAUUACAAUAUUCAGAAGCAGGAGAAGGAAGGAGCAACAGCACUUACUUUGGGUUGGCUUGAUCAACCUCUCUACACAGUAUCUUCUUGGGCACCGGUCGAUGUUGCUGGAAGCUCAUCCUCUUUUUCUCAGGCAGCUUGA
This is a messenger RNA of Vicia faba (fava bean), 2031 nucleotides long. The record is from the annotation of a GenBank genome assembly. NCBI's taxonomy places the organism in Eukaryota, Viridiplantae, Streptophyta, Magnoliopsida, Fabales, Fabaceae.